This is a messenger RNA of Moneuplotes crassus, 1792 nucleotides long. The record is from the annotation of a GenBank genome assembly. NCBI's taxonomy places the organism in Eukaryota, Ciliophora, Spirotrichea, Euplotida, Euplotidae.
AUUUCUUAAAUAAAAGAGUAAAUGAAGCUCAAAAUUGGGCAGAGGAUAGGCAAGGGAGGCCAGUCGGAAGUAUUUGAAGCCUUUGAUGACUCUUAUAAUCAAUAUGCAGUCAAGGUUUUCUUUGAUGAAGGACCCUUUGAAAAUGAGGUAGAGGUCAUGGAAGCUAUUGAAAAGAUAGAAUCUCCUAAUUUAUCCAAACUGAUAGCCACUUCUAAGUUUGAAGAUGGCUCUAAUGGGAUCGUCAUGCCUUUACUAGGCAAAAACUUUAGGGUCUGAAUAAAGGCCUCUGAGGAUAGAAAUAGUACUUCAUUAAAAUACGCAACACAAAUGAUUGAUGCGGUGGAAUCUCUACAUAAAUGAGGUUAUAUUCAUUGAGACAUUAAAUCUGAGAAUUUUGUAGUUUCUCCAGAUAUGAAAACCAUUAUUCUCAUCGACUAUGGUCUCUGACAUAGGUUCAAAGAAAGAGAAGCAAUCUAUCAAAUUUUUACUCAAAAAUAACAACCUAAAUAUCAACAUAGAGAUGGAUGGUUUAAACGAAGGUGGUUUUGAAAACAGGAGGACCAUCCCAAAACAUUUUAAGGGUACUUUAACCUACGCGUCCCUGAGUUGAAUGGACGGGAAGGUUCACAGUUACAGAGAUGAUCUUGAAAGCUUAGCCUAUGUAUUACUAUAUGCCAAAUUAGGAUCACUUCCUUGGCAAAAACAUAGGAAAAUAGCUGAUACUGACGAGAAGAGGAAGAAAAUUUACCAAGAAAAGCUCAACUUUCUCAAUGACUUCAGAGCAGAGGAUUACAAAGAAGACCUCUCUAAUGUGGUUAAGUUCUUAAAAUAUGCCACAUCUCUUGACGAGACAGAAGUUCCUGACUAUAAUUACUGAAGAGAAUUAUUUACUAGAGAAUUGGAACUUCUAGAUGCUCCAUUGAAAUAUAAAAAGGAUCUAUUCGAGUUUAUGAGAUGCUCUGAUAUAUCAUACUCAAAAAGACCGUCAAUUACUUGAAUUAAGGACAACCAAAGCUUUAAUGCAAUCCCAUUCACCGGGUUUAAGACCAAAGUUAUAUCUAUCAAGGAAUCUGAUGAGAAUUCUAGUAAGAAAGGAGAUGAUGAAAGCAAAAUUGAAGAAAUUAUUAUGACCAAGAAAACUACUCUCCAGCUGCAGCAGAAUCGGAAUUCCGAUAGAAUUGUUAGGCCAAAAAUGAGUAAUGCUUCUUCAAGGGAUUUUCAUGAUAGUACUUUGCCUACAAAGACACAGUCAGCAUAUAAGAAACACCAGGAUCGGAACCGCAUUACUUCAAGUCCAGGACUAGACUUCCAUGCGAACCUAAAUUUAGGAUCUGCCGAAGAUCUUCUGGGAAGUGAGGUUCUGAAGAAAAUUAAUGUUCCUCCCAAGGUUAACCCCCGGUUGCGAGUAAUCAAAGAGGAGGAACUAAAAUACACAAAUUCAUUUGCCUUUACCCCAAAAGAAGAAUCUAUUAAGAACAUUGACUAUGAAUGAAAUGACAUCAAGGUGUCUUUGCCGAAUCAUGACUCUCCAAAGAAAAAGGAAGAGGUCAAAAGUGCAUCCUCUCAUUGAGAAGAUCUCAAGUCUAUUGAACUAACAGAGUUUUAUCAAUAUUCCACACCUCAAGGUAAGUAUUGACUAGUAUCUUGUAGACUAUGAUUUUGAUAAGGAGAUCAUGAAUGAGGACUAUGUGUUCCGACCGAAAGAUCUCAGGAUAUAUCAUACUGCAGAAGUAUCUGGAAGCGGUAAGGUUAGCUUUAGCUCUUAAUUUUAUGCAACUAAUAAUUUUUCAAC